CAUAAUUAUGACAGCAGACAAAAUGGACCUGCGGAAGAAACUGGAUCAGGUACUAGAACCCAAACCGAUUAUGAUUUUCGCCUCCGAGCAGAAAAGUGUGACUUCUAUAUGCAGCAAGUACGGUACCUUGGGUUCAUAAUAGAUGAGGACGGAAGACGACCAGAUCCAUAAAACAUUGAAGCUGUAAGAACAAUCCCUAGACCCGAGGACAUCACUACUCUACGAACGUUCUUAGGAUUGGUCAGCCGUUAUGGUACUUUCCUCUCCGAUAUGCAUCGUCUACUUUCUCCACUAAACCACCUACUAGAAAAGAAAACAAGAUGGAAUUGGUCUGCAGACUGUCAAGCAUCUUUCGAGAAAAUAAAGCAACUCCUAACUUCUAAUCUCUUAUUCUUACAUUAUAAUCCUUCGCUACCGAUAGUCGUUGCUUCAGAUGCUUCUAACUAUGGUGUGGGCGCAGCCAUCUCUCACGUUUUUCCUAAUGGGUCCGAAAAAGCUAUCUCCCACGCUUCCAGAUCUUUGACAACGACCAAAAAGAACUACAGUCAAAUUGAGAAAGAGACCCUACCGAUUAUAUUUACAGUGAAAAAGUUCCACAACAUGUUAUAUCGCCGACAUCUUACCCUAAUGACAGACCAUAAGCCACCACUUGCAGUUUUCGGGUCAAAGAAAGGGAUUCCUGUUCACACAGCUAACCGACUCCAACGAUGGGCAACCACACUUGUGGGUACGAUGUAGCGGUAAAUAAAUCCCCAAA
Messenger RNA from Schistosoma bovis, 757 nucleotides. The record is from the annotation of a GenBank genome assembly. Lineage: Eukaryota; Metazoa; Platyhelminthes; Trematoda; Strigeidida; Schistosomatidae.